GGGCACCUCUUCCGCGUCCGGCCGCACGCCGAAUACGCCUCGCACUUUGUGGGCUUUGCUGACUUUGCGCUCGACGACGACGUGGCUGGCGGCAAGAUGAACCGCGCGUGCCCCGCCAAGAGCCUCGCGCUGGCGAUGGGGAAGGCUUUCUUCACGGCGUGGGAGCAGGAGGAGUGGUGCACCAAGGACAGCCCCGGCUACACCGAGGCGACGCCCUUUGUCGAUCCGUUCACCCUCGUCCGCGGCGUCGUCGAGGGGCGCCGCUGCUCGCCCCGCUGGCCAUGGGAGGAGUCCGAGUGCUGCCGCGGCACGUGCCGCCCCGAAAUCAUUAUCCAAGGCCUCCCCUACGCUGCCAAAUGGGAUGGAAAGGAAGGCUCGGCGAGCGUAUAG
Messenger RNA from Emiliania huxleyi CCMP1516, 390 nucleotides. RefSeq lists its product as hypothetical. Bases 97 to 390 code for a protein of 97 amino acids. Lineage: Eukaryota; Haptophyta; Isochrysidales; Noelaerhabdaceae. The transcript is spliced from 2 exons. The record is from RefSeq and is a predicted model, not a curated record.